UUUUUACAUGCAGACCCAGCGUCGAAGUCUCUGCGCACAGGAAAACUUUGGUGUUUUGGUCGACCAACAGCGGGUGGCGAGCUUCACAGUUUAGAGAUGUUUCUUCAACAGCGACAUUACAGGGUGCGUGGACGCAGACGCGCGGCUCAUCUUUCAGCACCAAGGACAGAGGCUGCUGCGUAGUUUGAAACCAGAGGCUUUCCCCAGCGGCCCAGCACUCAGCUCCACCGCUGCUGCUUUGAAGGAUACACUGACUCACUGCAGUUUGUCAGCGCAUACCUUCGAAGCUUCGAAAAUUACAUCGUUGUCACUGUUUUCUUUUCUUUCCUGAUUUUCCAGACGCUACAGGCUCCUCCUUGUUUGCCAUUUCCGAUAGAAACGUGUUUACUCAGAGUACAGAGCUGUCAUGAGAGAAAGCCACGAAUGCGUGAAAAUAUUUAAAGAGAAAUAGAGAAGAAACUUGAGGAAUAUCAGCGGUGGGGGAUUCUUUCUCCAGUACACUUAGAUAUUGUUUUAUGUGAAUCGCAGAAAGAACAACAGUGAGACGGCACGGUGUAAAACAGGAACAGAAGAAUGGCAGCUGCAUACAUCCUCUUCUUCACUUUGUGGGUCUCUACAGCCUUCACCACAGGAUUGAUCUGCCCUCAGCUCUGCACCUGCUCGGUUAAAUACAGCCGUCUCUUUGCAGAUUGCUCCUACAAGGAGCUAGAUAAAGUCCCAGAGGGUUUUCCUCCCAGUGUUGCGACCAUUAGUCUCUCUGCUAAUAAAAUCAGUGUACUACUUCUGGGGACAUUUGACAAUGUCACCAGGUUGAUUUCCUUGUGGAUGUCACACAAUGAGAUUGUGUCCAUUGAACAGGGGACGCUUGUGCCUUUGGUUCAUCUGCAAAACUUAGACAUCAGCCACAAUAAAAUAGUAGACUUUCCUUGGGAGGAUCUGCAGAACCUCACAGGACUGUAUAUGCUGAAGAUGAAUCACAAUGAGAUGGUCAGCCUGCCGAUGGACGCCUUCUCCAACCUGAAAGAUCUGAAGUCUCUUCGGCUCAACAAUAACAGAUUUGUGACCAUAGCUGAAGGAACAUUUGAAGGUUUGCUGUCUUUGUCACAUUUGCAGAUUUAUAAUAAUCCAUUCGCUUGCACCUGCUCCCUGGACUGGUUCAGAGUUUGGAUUUCAACAACCACCAUCUCACUCACUGAGCACAGCCUCAUCACUUGUGCAACACCAGAGAAAUUUAAAGGAAUGGACAUCAGGAAACUGCCCGAGACAAAAUGUACAAGCCCCAAUGUCACAGUAUGGACUGAGUCAGAUAAUGCACAAUUCUAUGAGGGCAGCAAACUGGUCUUGACUUGUGAAUUCAAAGGAAACCCAAAACCACUGGUCCUGUGGAGCAUUCACAGCAAAAGCCGAAAACAGGAGCUGGCUUUGUUGUUCGCUGAGGAGGGCUCUGCAGAAUCCAGCGAGGACUCCUCGGUGUCCUACGAGUCGGAUUCAGUCAAAGUCUUUAAUAACGGCACACUUCUUGUUUCAAACCUCAGGAAGGAAGAUGGGGGCAACUACAGCUGCUCUGCCACAAAUGAGCUUGGAAGAGCAGAGGAUUCAGUUUUAGUUGAGGUGAUGGCGCUGUCUACACCAACACCCACAAAGCAAAUGACCACAGUACCCACUUACACUAAAACAAACCCAUCUACACGCCAGGAAACAGUCAAAGCAUCUGUUUUUAAUGCUGUGCAGAGAAAAAAAAUUAUGAGCAUCAUACCCACUCACCCACCAACUGCAGACAGCGUUUCCGAACCUAAUGAGGAUUUAACAAAAUAUCUAUCUAGCAAAUGUGGCUUGACGGCUAAUACGAGCUAUAUUUCGAGCCCUGUCUCAAAUGGGAGCCUAGAUGACAUCAAAUACACGUUUGACUUUGGUGUGAUUGCAUUAGGAGUGUCAGAAACACAGGCAACAGUGCGACUCAAUCCUCUUCUCAUGGCCAGACAAAAGGGCAACCAGGCAGCUGAUGCCACCUCUGACAGCAAAGAGCACCACGGCCUUCCAGACAUCUCAGAAAAAGUCCCUUCAAAUGGCUUGUAUCUGUGCGUCACCGCGGACCUAAAACAUUCCGCUGUGCAGUGGUCGAAGAUCAGGGAUGGCGUCAACUCGUAUCAGUUCAGCGGUUUGCGACCAGGCACCAACUAUUCCCUCUGCCUGACCUACAGAGGGGAGGACUGUGAGGUCCACGUGCUGUUCACCACAAGAAGGAAGGUGCCAAACCUUCUCAUCAUCAUCUCAGUCAGCAUCUGCCUCCUGACCGUGUCCACUGUGCCUCUGCUCGGGGCUACAUGCUUCCACCUGGUGUACAAGUACCGCAGCAAGACCUACAAGCUGAUCCUUAAGGCCAAAGACCAGUACCACAUAGAGAGGAACCUCACCACCAACUUCAACAUCUACGCACCUCACGAGUCUCUGAAGAAGAUUGACAGCAGCCAGCUGGAUGAAGAGGAAGACGAGACGGAGAGCGGAGAUGGGGACAAGGAGGCCGAUACGGAAGAGAGUGUGGUGACCGACUCCUUUACUAUGUCUCAGUGCAGGGGGAAUUUGGACGACUGUGAGGUGGGAUCUGAGUACAGUGACAGGCUGCCUCUGGGAGCUGAAGCAGUGAAUAUUACAACUAAUUACAAAUAUCCCAAUCAGUAACUUGUCACUAUCUGUGAUAUAAUGUAACUUGCUUUCGUAACAUCCCCACCACCUCAAAAUUACAAUCCCAUACAACUAGACUGCAUCCUCCAGAAUGAUUGUGUUCUGGAUUUCAUUAAUACUGAUUGUAAUUAACAUAUCAGUUAUAUUCUCACCUUUCCUUGACGCUCCAUUUUUUAGCAAUUAUUUAAAUAUUAGUUGCGCAAGACCAGUCUCCAUGGAAUUUAACGCAAACCAUGAUAAUUUAAAUCAAAAGGUUCCACGGUGGAGCUGAAACACAGUAUCCUGGUUUAAAGUAUCAUAGAUGAUGCCUUUGGAAACCAUAUUUCCCCUAAAAUGUGACUACUGAUGUAGUUUAGAUGUAUGCAUUUAAUUAUCUUGGAUCCAGGAUUGUUUAUCAUUUGUUUAUUAAUUGUUAUGUUGCUUCAUUUGUUGGUGCCAUUCAGUUUUAUAGAAAUAUGACUUUACUACACUCGCUUGAAACAACAAUCCAUGCUGCAGCAUUCAAUGAAUGCAUGGGCAACUGGUUGCCUGUCUAUUGAUCACUGGUGGAAAUUUUCCAGACACUCCAGUGCAGCAAAUAGGACAACAACACGCUGAUAAAAUCCCCUCCAUCAAAGCAGGAAUUGUCUGUAAACUUCCUACUUGUUAAGAGAUGACUUGAAAAUUAUUAUUUUAAAAUUUGGGAAGAAGUUUCUCUUCUUGGUGAGAACAUGAUUAUCACUAUGAUGACCAUUGAUUGAUCUUAGCACUAAACAACUAAAGGUACAAAGAGUUCCUUUGCUAAUGGUCAUUUUCACACAUGUAAGAGAAAACAGGGGAUGGUCUGUACAGAUGUGUAUUUGCUACUGAAAACACUCCUCCGCACAUUGUGAGGAGCGUGCAGGAGGCAGGAUGUGACGUUCAUCACCGGGCACACUAUCGCCUGCUCUGUUCACACGUGGGUAAACCACGCAGUGUGUAGACUUUCUAAUAUCACGCUUGUAGGGUGAAGUGUAUUUAUUGCAGAGAUCUGUUCUGCCUGGUGAAGUUCGAGGUUUCAGUGAAUUUACGAAAACUGUAAUAAAAAGUUGGAGAAAGAAAGCAAACUGAAAAGCAUAGAGGAAGUAUGCACUGUCACCACAUCUGCAGAAUUCCUGAUUUUCUUCUUUGAAUAAAAAAAGUCUUUUAAAUUUUUAAAUGUGCACCUAGAUACAGAUCUACACGAAAAUACACAUAGUGAGAGACAAUCACAGGGAGCAAGUAUACUAUUUAAACGUCUUUUUAAAAAUGUAUUUCAGUACUGGUGAUCUUGAGAAAGAAAAAAAAGCCCCACAAAACAUGCACUGACUUGACCAAAUGUUAGUAACUCUAUCCCAGUAAAUGCUGUUUACAUAAAAUCAGAAAGUUACGAGUUAAGAAUUUAGAAUCAGAAUCAGAAUCAGAAUACUUUAUUGAUCCCUAGGGGAAAUUAUUUUUAUUUAGAGCGACUGUAACAGGCUGCACGCUGGUUGGCGCAUGCGCAUCUGCUUUCACGGUAUGACCACAAGAGCAAGAAUAAAAUCUUGUGUGGUGAGUGAAGGUAAAAUUUCCACAGUAGGGACUAAAUAUCUAUUAAGAAUUUCAAAGUGCACACUAUGACUAACCAACACUAAGUCCUGUAUGUAAAUGUUUUUUCAGACCAGUUAUUCAACGGUUAUAUCCACGUUUACAUGAGUGCAGGUACGACAAGAAAUGAAAGCCUAUGUAACCUUAGAAACGCUGAUAUCUCCUUCAUUUUUAAGCACUGUUGCUAAACCUGUUUCUAGAUAACAGCAGGCAGGUCAUGGAUGAGAGCACACGUUUCUGCCUGUCAGGAUGAGUACAACAGUCACAAUCAAGGUUUGAUUAAGGGAAAAAAUGCUGAUUGACUUGUGUCACAGAUGAAUUGCAGCGCAAAGCAAUGUGCGUAGUGAAAUCAGUACUAAUAAAUAUGCCUAUAUUCUGCUUUAAAGUAAAUGUGUGUGCUUCUAUUAGGAGUGUAGUGGCUUAAAAUAGAAAUUUAAUAAAAAAUCACUUAAUGGAGUUUAAAUGUUAAUGAAAACUGUGUUGUUUCAAAAAAAAAGAAAAAAGAUCAAAUCUUUGUGUACUGCAGCUGUGAGCACUUUGUUCAGCUAUACGGUAAACAUGUCCAAUAAGGAGACGUGUGUUGACUCCAAAUAUAAGGCUUCUUUAAACAGACUCUAUCGUGAUAAAAUGUAGACACCCUACUCCAAACGUAGAAGCACCUAUGAGUGUGUGUUUGCUCUGUUAUUGCUCUGUUGUAUCUGGGUCAUGUGUCCGUCCUGCUGUUUUUCCCAGGGCACAGUGUUAGAGGACCUGCAUGCUGCCUGUUGUGGAGUCACAGUAUGUUGUGUCUUAAAAAUGGCCCAAAUAAUAACUUUAGAUCAGUAUUUCUUGUUGUCUAUUUUCAGUUUUUUUAUCCCUGUGAUAAAGGAAACAGUAUGUUUUUGCCAAAGUGUUUAAAUAUUGUAACUGCCCUAUUCCUAUGU
Molecule: messenger RNA, 5189 nt
Organism: Pelmatolapia mariae (spotted tilapia)
Lineage: Eukaryota; Metazoa; Chordata; Actinopteri; Cichliformes; Cichlidae
Product: immunoglobulin superfamily containing leucine-rich repeat protein 2-like
Exons: 2
Coding region: 574-2679 (701 amino acids)
Molecular function (GO): protein binding
Source: RefSeq, a predicted model, not a curated record